Messenger RNA from Stylophora pistillata, 2772 nucleotides. RefSeq lists its product as uncharacterized. Lineage: Eukaryota; Metazoa; Cnidaria; Anthozoa; Scleractinia; Pocilloporidae. The record is from RefSeq and is a predicted model, not a curated record.
AUGACCGUUGGUAUCACAGAGUUGUUGGACCUCGCUAUCAGUCCGCAGAUCGGACCCGUAAAUUUCUUUCAUUUGCGGAAUCUGUUACACACCAUUGUGGAACACUUUGGCAUUGGCGAAGUAGAAGCGCAGCAGGCAGAAGUUAGGGGACCAAUGUCAUUAAGAUCUUCCUCUGAAGCUUCCAGCAGUGUUGAGAGUUCUUCAGAGAGCGACGAGGAUGAAGAAAGUGAGGAAUCUGCGGAUGAUGGCCAUGUGAGCGAAGAAGAGGUGAUACAGACUGUAAUAGACGAGGAUGGUCAAGAGAAGACUGUAACAGUGAUGGUAAAGAAGCCACCUAAACCAAAAAAGAAACAAUCGGAAGUCGGCGAGAAAGACGGAAAUGAAAAGGAAGGACAAGAAAAAAAGAAGCGAAGGGAAUCGAAACACAGUAAGGACAAAGACAGCUCCAGGGAGAAGGAAAGGAAGCAUUCAAAACACGAAAAGGAAGGCGACGAGAAGGAUGACAAGAAGAAGAAACGAGAUAGAAAGAGUUCUUAUGGAGGUGACUCCGUGUACGGCAAAAAGGACGACACGAAGAAGGAGCGAAGAAUGACAAUGGAUUCACUUUCUGAGACGCCCGAGUUGAUUAACAUCAAUCGACGACUUGAGGCAGCCGAGAUGGGAAUCAAGAGCUUAAGAAAUAUCAUCGACUCCAUGGUGAAUCAAGUCGAUUUUGGUGAUGAGGUCGGAGGAAUCCUGAAGGCCCAACUUGAUCAGGUUCAACAGCAGCUCAACAAGGUCGAACUUCUUCCUGAAGGUGAAGCUCCAAAGAAGGAGAAGAAACGAAAAGGAUCCAAAGCUAAAGGUCCCCAGGACGUACCCAAGGAUGGGAUCAUUACUGAGGGAUCUCAGCCAGCUCCAGGUGUGGGUGAAGAUCAUGCCCAGCCCACGAACGUGAUUCCUGUUAUCCCGCCCCCGGGCCAAAUAUCACAGGAUAUGCCUAAGCUACAACCUGGUCGUCUGCCUUCGAGGAAGGAUGAAAAGCGCAAGAUAAGUUUGCCAAUGAAGGGCGGUAAGCGACCCCCCAGUCAGGAAGAUAAGACUCCACUACAAAGGCGCACCACCAUAGAGGAUUUGAAACUGCGGCGGAAAGCCCGCGAGGAGGGUGUAACUAUAGAGGAAAUAGAGGCACGAGAGGCUGCGCAAGAAACUAAGAAAGAAGAGAAAAGCAAAGCAAAAGAAAAAGAGAAAGGAAAGGAGGACGAGAAAGAGAAGGCGGAUAAGAAGAAGGGCGAGGAUAGCUCUGAUGAUGAGUUACUCGACUCUGAGGAAGAAAGAGAAGCAAUGGAAGAAAUGAUCAUGGAGGAGAUUGAAGCGGCAUUGGAGAACACGGAUGAUCCAGAAGCUCAAGCUUAUGCCUUGAGGCUCAGCAUUGAGCAGAUGAAUAAUAUGAAGAAAAGCUUUAUGCAAUCACAGGAAGAGUUCAAGAAAGACAUGGAAAAGAAUAAGAGAGCUAUUGAGCUAAUUUCGAAGGAUUUGGCUGCCUUCCGCGCGUCGAGAAAAGCUCAGGAUGCUGAAGGCUUCAACGCAGUACAUCACGUGCACAGUAUGGUACUUGAACUGCAAGCCAAACAUGAAAAGUUGGUCCAGACCACCGCAGAGCUCGUGAACGAGUACAACAGGCGUGAAAAGAGCCUGGAGGAGCUGUUUGAUUCAGUUGAUAGACUGGACCAGAAGAAGGCUGAUAAACAGCAUGUCAGUCAGGAAAUUGGCAUAAAGGCGGACAAAGGAGACUUAGAGUCGAAAGUGAGUGUGAACCAAUUUGACGAGAGCUUUAACCUGCUGGACCGCGGGCUCAGUGAUGCCCUAGAGAAAAUGGAAAGCCAAAUGAGCAUUGAAGACGCAUUAAGAGAAACUUUACAAGAAUUACAAAGCAAGAUGCACCUUAAACUCGACAGACAAGAGCUGGAUUCACUUCGAGACCAACUGGAAUCACGCAUCAGACAAGUGCAAGUUGUACGAGCCACCGUUAAGGAAAAACCUGAGGAUUGCGAGCCGGCUGGCUUUAGGAGGACCAAGCCGGAGAAAGUUCACUGUAUUUCGUGUGAUCGGCCUUUGGAACUCAACCCAGGAGAGAUUGGGCCUAACAUGCCAAAGAUGCAAAGCCUGCCCGGACAGAAGUCUUCUAAACCGUACACGACGUUUGAACUGGAGCACAUCCGACUGCACCAGAAGAUGAACAUCGCCAAGAAGCCACCGGUUAUCGGCGCCGACCUCGGUUACCAGGCGCAGAAGCUCAAGAAUGAGGUGGUGGCCAUGACAGGUCUUGUGGAUCUGAUAGAGCUUCCUCCCUCCCAACGGUACUGCGGAGGCUCACACACCAUCAUGCAUCCAUACAGGCGCUCCUUCAAAACAACGGGCUCUCAUCUCAGCCAGUAUGUGGUUAUACGUGAAGAUAGUGACGCUGCUGUCGCGCUACCACGCAAAGAUUUCAUCGUACCACGUGACAAUAGCCUAAAGCGCUGCAUGAAAACUAAGCUUCCUGCAAUAGGACAGAACAACACAAGGGAACCCUCCCCUCCCCCAGAAUACAUCGCCGAAUUCAGUGAGCGGCCGCUAAGUGCCCCGGCCACCCCUUCAGUGGGUCAUAGACGAAAACUGAGCUCGCCUCAGGCUCUCAAGGAAACAUCGAAUUCUCCACCUCAAAACGAGGCUGAAUCGCCAGCGGGGUCACCCGUCCAAAUGGAGAAGAUAUCGGUAACCAUCCCUUCCCCAACUGACGAAGAAGAAUAG